Messenger RNA from Selaginella moellendorffii, 1618 nucleotides. RefSeq names its product sugar transport protein 7. The coding region runs from base 34 to 1560 and encodes 508 amino acids. The transcript is spliced from 4 exons. Gene Ontology annotation, cellular component: membrane. Gene Ontology annotation, biological process: monosaccharide transmembrane transport. Gene Ontology annotation, molecular function: monosaccharide transmembrane transporter activity. NCBI's taxonomy places the organism in Eukaryota, Viridiplantae, Streptophyta, Lycopodiopsida, Selaginellales, Selaginellaceae. The record is from RefSeq and is a predicted model, not a curated record.
UAACACAGUUUUGGGUUUGUUCACUUGUCCUCGAUGGCUGGAGGAUCUCUUCUCGCUCCAUCGCUCGCAAAUAGGCAGAUCAAUUACAAGGGUCGCACUACCAUUCCGGUGUUGCUGGCUUGCAUCGCGGCCGCCAGCGGAGGUUUGAUAUUUGGAUAUGACAUUGGAAUCUCAGGUGGUGUUAUCGCCAUGGACGAUUUUCUCAUCAAGUUUUUCCCCACUGUCUAUGUCCGCAAGCACGCUGCCCAUGAGAACAAUUACUGUAAGUAUGACAACCAGGGUCUCCAGGCAUUCACAUCCUCGCUCUAUCUCGCGGCUCUCUUUGCGAGCUUUGGAGCUUCCUACGUGACGAGCAACAAGGGGCGACGCCCAACAAUGCUAAUUGGUGGCCUCAGCUUUCUCGUUGGAGCGGCUCUCAAUGCUGCCGCAGAGAAUUUGGCGAUGCUUAUCAUCGGCCGGAUGAUGCUGGGUGUCGGAGUCGGCUUUGGAAAUCAGUCAGUACCAGUCUACUUAUCAGAGAUGGCACCACCAAAACUUCGCGGUGGUCUCAACAUAAUGUUCCAGCAAGCCGUCAACUUUGGGAUCUUGUGUGCGAAUCUCAUCAACUAUGGCACUGCUAAUCUCCAGCCCUGGGGAUGGAGACUUUCGCUCGGCCUUGCGGCAGUCCCAGCAUCGCUCCUCACCCUUGCGGCCAUUUUCCUCUCUGACACUCCAAACAGCCUGAUUGAGCGAGGCCAUCUCGAGCAAGGGAAAUCAGUCCUCCAGAAAAUCCGAGGAACUCCAGACGUGGAGGCCGAGUUCCAGGAUCUGGUGGAAGCCAGCAGAGUUGCCUCGACGAUCAAGGAUCCAUUUCUAAGCAUCUUUCGCCGGAAGAACAGGCCCCAGCUCACAAUGGCCGUGCUCAUUCCAUACUUUCAGCAAGUCACAGGCAUCAAUGUUAUAACUUUCUACGCUCCGGUGUUGUUCCAGUCGAUCGGGUUCCACAGCAAUGCCUCGCUCUACUCGGCAGUGAUCACGGGAUUGAUGCUGAUCAUUGGAACUGGAAUCUCGAUCUUCACGGUUGACAAGUUUGGCCGGAGAGUUCUCUUUCUCCAUGGAGGAAUUCUUAUGUUUAUUGGCCAGGUUGUCACUGGACUGGUUCUAGCAUUCGAGUUCAAUGGGAACGAAGAGCUCUCUCGGGGAUUUGCAGUAGUGAUUUUGGUGGUGACAUGCGUUUACGUGGUUUCUUUCGCGUGGUCUUGGGGACCUUUGGGAUGGCUGGUUCCCAGCGAAGUUUUCGCUCUUGAGACGAGAUCUGCUGGUCAGUGCAUCACCGUCGCAGUAAACAUGCUCUUCACCUUCGCGGUCGCGCAAUCCUUUCUCUCGAUGUUUUGCCACUUCAGGUUUGGGAUCUUCUUGUUCUUCGCGGGCUGGGUGGUGGUCAUGACGCUCUUCGUGCAUUUCUUCUUGCCCGAGACGAAGAAAGUCCCAAUCGAGGAAAUGCAGCAAGAGUGGAGUAAGCACUGGUACUGGCGUCGAUUUGCUCAAGAACAAGAAAACCAAGAUGAUUCGAAGCCGUAGUGGAGGAAUUUGAUCGCUAAGAGAAAAGAAUAAUUUAACAGUCAACGCAGUCUUGUUU